AACUGCAGUUAGUUUUCAUAGCUGGCAAGAUGACAACGAUUGUGCGGGAAAUGAAAAUCGAUGAUAUCGAUGAGGCCAGCCUCUUUGUGCGCGAUCAUUUCUAUGGGCACGAGCCGCUGAUGUUGACGCCCGGUAAUCAUCCGUUGAUCUAUGACGAUCCAAAGAAGCGCGAGUAUCGGCUGUCGCUGGUGCGCCAAGGCACCUCUCUGGUUGCCGUCGAUCAGAGUCGAGAGGGUCGGACUGUGGGUGUCGCCUUUGCUGGUGUCAUGCAUCCCAGCGAUCUGGAGCAGAACUGGCGGGAGGUCAAUGAGCGCAAGCCGAAGCUCUUGAUGGAGCAUAUUCAUUAUUUCCUGUGCAAUAUUAAGAAACACGCUCAGUUCUUUGAGCACUAUAACGUCACAGAUGCUCUCUAUCUAAAGACAUUGGCUGUCGACUCAACGAUGCGGCGUCAGGGACUGGCGCGACGGCUUGUCGUUACGCUCAUGGAGCUGGGCCGCACCAGGGGCUAUCCCCUGAUGGUGGCCACCUGCACGGGCCAGUACUCGACGCGCCUGAUGGCCUCCUUGGGCAUGGAGUGCGUGCACUCGGAGCUCUAUGCGGACUACAAGGAUGAGGAUGGCAACGUGGUUAUUCGGCCGCCAGAGCCGCACACCGAGGCGAGUGUGAUGGCCAUCAAGCUGCAGGAAAUGCCCUUGUAUAGUCCGGGACUGUAUAAGACAUUUUUCUAGUAGGAGACAAGCAGGCUCUAUAAGUUUAAUUUGAUUUGAUUAAAAUUCUAUUUUUAAUAA
Drosophila mojavensis is the source of this 788-nucleotide messenger RNA. Its product is annotated as arylalkylamine N-acetyltransferase-like 2. Lineage: Eukaryota; Metazoa; Arthropoda; Insecta; Diptera; Drosophilidae. Gene Ontology annotation, molecular function: N-acetyltransferase activity. The coding region runs from base 30 to 728 and encodes 232 amino acids. The record is from RefSeq and is a predicted model, not a curated record. The transcript has a single exon.